AUGUUAGAAAAGUUUUUUUGGCAGAAAUCUCCCCAAUACGUCAACCCGGCCCCAAGAAACGGAGGGGCUCCACGGAGAACUGAUCCGGCAACUGAUUUAACAAGAUGGCGUCUCAUCAACAGGAAGGGUAGACAAAGAUGGGCUUACUUAGGGCCAAACAACGAGGUCACAAAAAUUGAUGGUGAUGACGACGAAUAUGCCGAUGAUCUUGAUGGAAUGAGUGAGGAACAAUCAUUUAUGGAGAACGCAAAUUUUUUGCGUCUAAUUCAGGCAGAUGACGGGCACUGGCCGGCUGAUUAUGGGGGUCCACUCUUUCUGAUGCCUGGACUUGUGAUAGCAUGCCACGUUACGAAUACAACAUUACAACGUGAGAAAAAGUUGGAAAUGGUCAGAUACCUGAGAUCAGUUCAAUGUAGGGAAGGUGGGUGGGGAUUGCACACGGAAGCUCCUCCCACCGUACUUGGAACGGCCUUGAACUACGUGACAAUGAGAUUAUUGGGUGUGAGUGCACGCGAUCUUGACCUGGUAAGGGCAUUGGGUAUACUCAGAUCUUUGGGGGGUACUUUGAGUAUUCCAUCGUGGGGGAAAUUCUGGCUGGCCGUGUUGAAUGUUUACAGUUGGGAUGGUCUGCAUAGUUUGGCGCCUGAGUUAUGGAGCCUUCCGGAAUGUUUGCCGUUCCACCCAAGCAAAAUGUGGUGUCACUGCCGGCAGGUUUAUCUUGGUAUGUCUUAUUGUUACGCUGUUCGUUUUAAAGUCGAUGACUCAGAAAUAGUUCGACAGUUAAGAGAGGAAUUAUAUCAAGAUAAUUAUGACGUCAUAGUUUGGCGUCACCAUCGUAGUAACAUUUCAUUGGCUGAUCUGCACACACCGCAUACCUACUUGUUAAAGUCUGCUUAUUACUUAAUUGACGUUUAUGAAAAAUUCCACAUGACAUAUCUGAGAGAAAAAUCAUUGAACCUUAUAUACGAGCAUGUAGUAUUUGAUGACGAUGUCACUAACUUCAUUAGCAUUGGUCCGAUAUCAAAGGUCAUUCAGAUGAUAGUUAGAUACCAUAGAAAUGAUAACGAAGCACUGAAGAAGCAUAGAAAGAGGAUUGAUGACUACCUCUGGCUUGGAACUGAUGGCCUUAAAAUGAAUGGUACCAAUGGUUCACAAUUGUGGGAUUGCACGUUUGCCAUGCAAGCCCUUUUGGAGGUAACGCUAAAAAAUGGCCUCAAGUUUUUACUUGCUACUCAAAUUGACGGCCUAAAUAAUAAUAAUAAUAAUAAUAAUAGAACCAGCGUCUAUAGAGAUUUUUCAAAAUAUUAUCGACACCCAAAUAAGGGCGGAUUUCCAUUCAGCACGUACGAGUGUGGAUGGAUUGUGGCCGACUGUACUGCUGAAGCUCUGAAGACGAUGAUGAUGAUGAGGAGGAGGAGGAAGAAGAAGAAGAUGAUGAUGGUGGAAAAAAGCGUAAAUACUGAUAAUGAUCUCGACACUGGAGAUGUUGCUUUGUUAACGUUACAAAACGACGAUGGCGGUUUUGCAACGUACGAGCGAAAGAGAGGUGGCACAUUUUUAGAGUCUCUCAAUCCAUCAGAAGUUUUUGGAGAUGUAAUGCUAGACUAUUCGUACGUUGAAUGUACGUCUGCUGCCAUGCAAGCCUUCCAUUUCUUCACGGAAUACAUUGAUAGGAAUUACAAGAAGGAAAUUAUCAAGCAAGCCUUGGAGAAAUGUUUAGAAUUCAUCGUCAACUCACAGCAAGUUGACGGUUCUUACUAUGGAUCGUGGGCUGUGUGUUACACGUAUGGGACCUGGUUCGCCCUGGAAGGUCUGUCUUGCGUGGGGUAUCACUAUGUCAGAGCACCACAUCCAAGUUUGACGAAGGCCUGUGAUUGGCUGGCCAGCAAACAGCAGCCGACCAAUGGCGGUUGGGGAGAGAAAUUUGAAUCAUGUGAAUUAAAGAGAUACAUAGAUUCGACAUCAUCAGCAACAGCCACAACAAAAACCACAUCGUCAUCGUCAUCAUCAACUGAAGAACCACAAGUAGUUAAUACGUCUUGGGCCCUGUUGGGUUUAAUGGCUGCCGGAUAUCCAGAUGUGAAUUGCAUCGAGAGAGGCGUUCGAUAUCUGCUUGGCAUGCAGAAUGAUGACGGUAGCUACCCUAAGCAAAACGUAUCAGGAGUCUUCAACAAAACCUGCUCCAUACAUUACGAUCUGUAUAGAAACAUUUUCCCAAUGUGGGUCAUUGCAAGAUACAAGAGUUUAUACGGAACAUAA
Molecule: messenger RNA, 2259 nt
Organism: Helobdella robusta
Lineage: Eukaryota; Metazoa; Annelida; Clitellata; Rhynchobdellida; Glossiphoniidae
Exons: 20
Coding region: 1-2259 (752 amino acids)
Biological process (GO): cholesterol biosynthetic process; triterpenoid biosynthetic process
Cellular component (GO): lipid droplet
Molecular function (GO): lanosterol synthase activity
Source: RefSeq, a predicted model, not a curated record